AUGCUGAAACCGUUGGUUAAAAAGUUCGCAAUCUGGGCAACUAUCAUAACAAUAAUAACAAAUAUCUAUAUCUUCACAUACCCAUCAAUUCAUCCAACUCAAUGUUCAUGGAAAUGUUAUGAUAAAACUAAUGAAUCUUCUGAACCAGACAUAUCAUCCUUAUCUUCUCUAGGAAAAUAUACAUACUAUACAAAAAGAUACCUAAACGAUAUCAAAAAUCAAUACCUUACCAAGACUGAACAAGAAAAUACUAAUGAUAUUCACCUAUUAGCAUUCGGUGAUCCACAAAUAAAAGGAAUCUGGCAUAACACUCCUUACAUCACCAGAUUAGAUACAUUCGGUAACGAUUAUUACCUAGGACAUAUCUAUUCUAUGAUGCAAAAAAGACUAUCACCUACUCAUGUGGCCAUCAUGGGUGAUUUAUUUUCAUCUCAAUGGAUUGGUGAUUCUGAAUUCUUUAAUAGAACGAAAAGAUAUAUGAAUAGAAUCUUUAAACGGAAUGCAGAUGAUACGUGGUUAUACGAUUUAAAAAAAAAUAAUCAUGAUGAAAUGGGGUUAUAUAAAGUUAAUUGGACUAAAUAUGCCAACGAGUUUAAAUUGAACCCAAAUAAUAGUUUUGCAGGUUAUAAAGAUGUUUAUAGUUGGGAUCCCGAAAAUGAAAACUAUUUGUUUAUUAAUAUCACUGGAAAUCAUGACGUUGGGUACUCGGGGGAUGCCACUUAUCAACAUAUGAGUAGGUAUCAUGAAAUCUUUGGUAAGGAUAAUUUUUUCAUUGAAUAUGAUGUGGAAACUGAUCAUCCUUGGAGAAUUGUCGUUUUAAAUACUUUGACUUUGGAAGGUCCUGCUUUACAACCUGAAUUUGUUGAUAAUACUUGGGAAUUCCUUUAUCAAGUUUUUGAAAGAAGAUUUAAUGGUAGUACAAUUCUUUUAACUCAUGUACCAUUUUAUAAAGAAGAAGGGUUAUGUGUAGAUGGCCCUGAAUUUAGAUAUUAUCCAGAAGUUUAUGAAAAGGAACCUUAUAAGGCAAAUCUAUUAAGGUCUCAAAACCAUAUGAGUGAAGAAGCUACAAAUAAAGUUUUCAAUUUAAUUUUUGAUAAUAAGAAACCUGGUAUUGUAUUGAACGGCCAUGAUCAUGAAGGUUGUGAAACCAUAUAUAACAAAAAGGGAGCUUCAUGGAUAGCUACUAAGGACAUUGAUCCAUCAGCAGAUUAUUAUUUACAAGAAAUUACAGUAAGAGCAAUGAUGGGUGAGUUUAAUGGGAAUACAGGGUUAGUCACAGGUCAUUUUAAUGAAUUAACAAAAUUAUGGGAUUUCAAUUUCACAUUGUGUCCAUUUAAUAUUCAACAUUUCUGGUGGGCUGCAAAGGCUUCUGCCAUUAUAACAGGUUUUAUUUGGUCAUUUUAUGUUCUUUUAUAG
This is a messenger RNA of Naumovozyma dairenensis CBS 421, 1416 nucleotides long. RefSeq names its product Ted1p (gene TED1). NCBI's taxonomy places the organism in Eukaryota, Fungi, Ascomycota, Saccharomycetes, Saccharomycetales, Saccharomycetaceae. Bases 1 to 1416 code for a protein of 471 amino acids. Gene Ontology annotation, cellular component: endoplasmic reticulum. The transcript has a single exon. The record is from RefSeq and is a predicted model, not a curated record. Gene Ontology annotation, biological process: GPI anchor biosynthetic process.